Molecule: messenger RNA, 2220 nt
Organism: Oldenlandia corymbosa var. corymbosa
Lineage: Eukaryota; Viridiplantae; Streptophyta; Magnoliopsida; Gentianales; Rubiaceae
Source: the annotation of a GenBank genome assembly
AUGCCGGACGAUUCCUUUGUGAUUGAUCAUAAGUUAUUGUACAAUGAUUUGGUUGGACUGAUUUGUGAAAGAGUGGGGUGGAAUAGAAAGAAUGUGAAUUUGAAUCUAUCGAUUUUGUAUGAUACGAUGCGCAAUGGUUUUAGGCGUAUCGCCAAAAUCAAGGACGACGCAUCGUUGCAAGUGUUGUAUUUCCUCCCAAGUUCGACAUAUAUUGAUUUGUAUGUAGAUUUGGAGGUGGCGGGUACAUCUAGGUCCCAUUUGGAAGUAGGGACAACUAGUGGUAGGCCGAAUGUGGAGAAUGUCGAUUACAUGGAAGAUGAUGAUGUGGGUGGACCGUUUAUGGAGGAUGGCGAUCACAUGGAAUAUAAUCACGGUGAAGAUGAUGAGGACUACACAUCGAUAAGUGAUCAAAGCGAUGAAAACCAAUCAAUAUCCGAAGGAAGUCGGGAGAGUGAUGAAGAGGUCGAAGACAAAUUCGCCACAAAGGAUAGGCACAUAUAUCGUUCACAGGGUACAUGGGAUCAUACAAAAGUGGACAAGGAUGAUUUUCAACUUACCAUGUGGGACGGGACAACCGCAACAAUUGGGAUAGGGACUUGUUUCAAGAAUAAGGAAGAAGCAAAAAGUGGUAUUGCAGCGUGGAACAUAGAGCAAAAGAGAGAGUUUUAUGUGAAGGAAAGUGAUGGUUCAACAUGGUCUAUUUGGUGUAAAUCCCUAAAAGAAUCAACCCCUAAGGGUUAUGUUCCUUGCCGUUGGAAGGUUGAGUUGGACCCAGAUUAUGAAGUGAAGGUCGUUCAGGAAGAAGUGAAAGACCGUAUGCAUGUCGAUGUUCCUUACCACAGGGCAUGGGAGGGAAGGAGAAAAGCUAUCGAUCUUGUUUACGGCGACUGGGUUUCUAAUUUUGACAUACUUCCAAGUAACUUGGUGGCGCAGUUUCGAAGUAAAAAGAUCAAAAGGUUGUGUUGGGAGAUGGGCACGAAACUUUCUAAGUCUAAAUUCAAAGAACUAAGGAAUGAGCUACGUGAUUUUAGCAAUGAUGCUUAUUUGUAUCUCGAGGAGGUUGAUGCUUGUCAGUGGACUCUUGCCAAAGACAAACACUAUCGUUGGGGUAACCAGAUAACGAACAUUUCUGAGAGCUACAACAACGUCCUCAAGGGCGUUCGUUUCUUGCCAAUCCGAGCUUUGGUGGAAGCCACUUUUGUUAAGACUGUGGAUUUGUUCCAGGAAGAAUACGUGAAGUCGAGGAAAUGUAUUACUCCGGUCCCAACUGACUUGUGGGAAGACUUCAAGAAAAAAGAAAAGAAAACCGCGCAACACAAAGUCAACCGUUAUGGUGCUAUUAAUGGCAAGUUCAAGUUAUGGGUUUGGGAGCGUAUACCAAGACUUCAACCAAAGAGGAAGGUUAAAGAUGAGAGUUACUUGGUGCCGGACGCACCAUUAGGCAAUAGGUGGAAAUGCCCAAAAUCCAAAGCGAACAUCGCCGCUCAUUGUGUUGCUGGCAUCAUGGAUCAGUUAUCUAGCCUAAGGGAUGGGGAUCACGUGGUCCCUCAUGAAUUGGGUGAUCCGGAACUAGGUCCUCAAUGCACAUCGAACUACAUGCCGUGGUUUCAAAAGAAGACUAUCAGAUUUAUGACUGAUCUCACUCAAUACGGCCCUCUGGCACAGGGUUAUCACUCGUCUUCAUCUCUGGAGAGAUUUUAUUCUUCAAAUCUCAGCGACAUAUAUCAUCUCGCUGAUGCAGCCUUACGGGAAAAUCCAAGCCUCGGUGGUAGUCUAGAGGAUAAACUCUUCCAAAUCUUUGAUAAGAGUUUCAGUGCCCUGACUUUGGGCCCACGUGAUAUGAGCACUCAGUUCGAUACUCAAGUUCUUCAGAAAAGACCCCAUGAGUCAAGUCAAAAUGUGGUACUCACGCAGAAAACAACAUCAAAGCCUACUGGAGGAGGAAGGAGGAAGCGACCGGAAAUUUCAGAUCGAACAAUCAUAGUUCAUCCCAAUCCAACUCCGAUGCAAGAAGAUGAUGAAAAUGAUGAAGGCAAUGAAAGCGAUGAGGAUUACUACAUUAGGGGCGAAGAAGAAGAAGAAGAGUCCUCUCCACCUCGUGUUUCUUCCCAAAAGAAAAAGAAAACGGUCGAGGUUCGCAAGAGUGAUAGGGUUAGUAAACCGGCCAAGAAGUAUACUCCCGGCGAUGGGGCUACAAGGAAGAAAAGGUCGUCAAAGUAA